This is a messenger RNA of Pieris macdunnoughi, 588 nucleotides long. The record is from the annotation of a GenBank genome assembly. Lineage: Eukaryota; Metazoa; Arthropoda; Insecta; Lepidoptera; Pieridae.
AUGCCGCUUCAACUGACCAAACCAGCGCCCCAGUUUAAGGCCACGGCUGUAGUCAACGGGGAGUUCAAGGACGUGUCUCUCUCAGACUACAAAGGCAAAUACGUCGUCCUGUUCUUCUAUCCACUAGACUUCACAUUUGUCUGCCCAACGGAGAUCAUCGCGUUCUCAGAGCGCGCUGAUGACUUCCGUAAGAUCGGUUGUGAGGUUAUCGCUGCCUCCACUGACUCACACUUUACACAUCUCGCCUGGAUCAACACACCACGCAAACAGGGGGGUUUGGGUCCAAUGAACAUUCCCAUGAUCAGCGACAAAUCUCACCGCAUCGCCCGGGACUACGGUAUAUUAGAUGAAGAGAGUGGCAUUCCCUUCCGUGGCCUCUUCAUCAUUGAUGACAAGCAACUGCUUAGACAGAUCACCGUCAAUGACCUUCCUGUUGGCCGCUCUGUAGAUGAGACUCUGAGGCUGGUGCAAGCAUUCCAGUUCACAGACAAGUAUGGUGAGGUCUGCCCUGCAAACUGGCACCCUGGCUCCAAGACUAUCAAACCCGACACUAAGGCUGCGCAGGAGUACUUCGGAGACGCCAACUAA